Messenger RNA from Megalops cyprinoides (Indo-Pacific tarpon), 1783 nucleotides. Its product is annotated as pleckstrin homology-like domain family A member 1. Gene Ontology annotation, molecular function: phosphatidylinositol phosphate binding. Gene Ontology annotation, biological process: positive regulation of apoptotic process. The transcript is spliced from 2 exons. Bases 35 to 688 code for a protein of 217 amino acids. The record is from RefSeq and is a predicted model, not a curated record. Lineage: Eukaryota; Metazoa; Chordata; Actinopteri; Elopiformes; Megalopidae.
AAGAGUAGCUGGAGGAAAACCCCCGUCACACUGGAUGAGAGAAUCAGUCAGUUUCUCUCCCAGCUGCAGACGGGAUCCCUGCUGGAGGCGGAAGACAUUUUUACAUAUAGCCAACAUCAGGCGCCGAUGCGUGCGUUCCCCUCUCGUUUUUAGAAGCCACGGUAUUUUCUCUAAAUUGCCACGAGAGAUCGGACGUUUUGUCAGGAUGCUGGAGAGCGGCGUCAAGGUGCUAAAAGAGGGACUUCUGGAGAAGCGGAGCGACGGCUUGCUGCAGCUAUGGAAAAAGAAACAUUGCGUUCUCACCGAAGAAGGGCUCCUGCUUCACCCCCCGAAACAGCACGACCAUCUGCACCAGCAUCACCAUCAUCACCACCACCACCACCACCACCAGCAUGCCGGCGAGCUCGGUAAAGUGAAAGAACUCCAUUUCGCCAGCAUGAAGACCGUGGACUGCGUCGAGAGGAAGGGCAAGUACGUCUACUUCACGGUGGUCAUGUCGGAAGGCAAGGAGAUUGAUUUCAGGUGCCCACAGGACGAGGGCUGGAACGCCGAGAUAACUUUGCAGAUGGUCCAGUAUAAGAACAGGCAGGCUAUCCUCGCGGUGAAGUCCACGAGACAGAAACAGCAGCUCCUCGUGGUGCAGCUCCCGGGACACAAAAUGAUCAGGAACGCGCAAAAUGUGGCGUGAAGCGCGGCUGGACGCUCCACACCUGCGGUAAACUGGACACUUGACGGACGGAUCAAAGACUCCGUGGUUCUGGAACCCCCCUUUCCGAGCUAACGAAAGGAUGUCACGUCACAGAAACGCUUCGAUAUCUUGAUGAUCCUGUGAACAUCAUUCACGUCCAAGAAGACUGUGUGUCUUUGUAGACUUUGCCACGAACAAAAUCCAGAUCAAAAUGCUCUCAGCAAGGAAGAAAAUCGAUGUAUUAUAACUUGUUGCCCUGUGGUAUUUCUUUUAUUUAUUGGUUGUAUAUAGCGGUAUGUUUCUUAAAUUUGACAUUAAUGAAUGUGAGAUCGUUGUUGGUUGUGUAAAACAAAAUGUGAUUCCAGUACAGACAUAGGGAGGAUAUCGCUGUACAACUCACAUUUUUAUAAUACGUUAUGUGCUUUCGCUAAUCGCUAUUUGGCACAAACCAAUAGGUAUAGGAAAGCUUUUUCGUCUGAAGGAAAUACAUAUUCCCUCUCCUUGUCACAGUUCUUUUUGUGGGAACUUUUUUGGCGUUUAACAUGAAGCUACCUGUUUUCUCAUUGAAGUGAACCAAAGACCCCAAAGCCCGUAGCUACUUAUGUUCUUGUUAAAAUGCCAUUUAAUAAUUAAAUUACUGUCGUUUUUGUCAUUGGAACCUUUUCGCAGAUGCUAGAUCCAUGCAAACCCUGAUCUGAUUUGUGUCUGGUAGUUUCGCUAGAUGUGUGUGUUUAUCAGUAACAGUACAAAUAACUUGCCUCUUCAUGCAAGAUGUGCUGCGUCGGCGCUGCAUCAGUGUCGGUCAUUUCCAGUGCAAGGCGCGCGCUUGGCCGGUCAACUACAGCUGCUGCGGCUGGUGCACCGCCUGACAGGUUCACAUCAAGCAGUGUUGUCAUUUCAUUUACGCAGUAACUGUUGUGACUUUUUUUUACCCAUAUGCUGUACAACAGUAUUGCUUGGUUCUUAUUUGACAUGAGAGCUAUUUUCAUACUUCUUAAAUAUACAUUCCACUUCAAACAAACGCUGCGUCCUGUUCUUUUUCCCACUGAAGGGAGAGCGAAAAAAAACUAAACGGCCACAAAUAGUCCAUUUAAA